AUGGAUUUUGAAGCUAGAGAAGAUAGAGAUGGUGUACGAUUAUCGUGGUCUUCGGUACCGAAAUCGAAAUUGCAACAUCAAAGAAAUGUUAUACCUUUAGGAGCAUUAUACACACCAUUAAAUGAUAAAAGUGAAAUACCAGUUUUGGAUAAGUCACAUUUAAUAACCUGUCGUUCAUGUCGUUCAAUACUAAACCCUUUCGUCAUUGUCAACAACGGCACUUGGUCAUGUCAAUUUUGCAACGUGCCUAAUCAACUACCAACACAGAUAAUGGCUGAAGAUGGAACACCUCUUUUACCACCAGCCCUAGACGGACAGUGCACAACAGUAGAAUAUGAAACUGGCAGACAAAGUGCUUUGCCACCAGUGUUUUUCUAUGUUGUUGAUACUUGUUUUGAAGGUGAGGAUGUUGAGGCUGAGUUUGCCAAAUUGAAAGAAAGCUUGGUCUUAUCUUUGAGUCUCUUGCCAGAGAAUGCAUUGGUAGGGUUUGUUUCCUUUGGGAAGCAUGUUAAAGUGCAUGACUUGACUUCAAAUGAUGAUCUCAGUUAUACUUUUAACGGGAACAAAGAAUAUAACUUGGAACAAGUGCAGCAAACAUUAGGGUUACUGGGAAGCGGAAUUAGUAAUGCUGGAUUGCUACAUGCUCAAGGUAAUGCUGAUCUUGAACACUUGAUUGGACACGCAGCUAGACGAUUCUUACAACCACUCAGCUUGGUCGAAUACGAGUUGACAAAUAUUAUUGAAAAUCUCGUACCCAAUUCUUUCCCACAUGGUGAGUAUAGUGAUCGUCCAUCCAGAGCCACUGGUUCAGCAAUAAAUGUGUCAACUUUGUUAUUGAAGAGCAUACUUGGUGAUAAUCAUUUAACUGGUGGCCAUUUGAUGGUGUUUAUUGCCGGUGUAUGUACUAUGGGUCCCGGCAAAAUUGUUGACACACCAUUGAAAAUCCCAAUGAGAUCUCACCAUGAUAUUUUGAAAGAACAAUCCCGUCUAAUCAAAGCACCAACAACAUCGUCAAAGACUAAAACCGAUACAUCUUUAUUCAAAGAAGCCAAAGCAUUUUAUGCCAAAGUAGCAAAGAAAUUGGUUGUUUUGGGGCUCAGUUGUGACCUUUUCAUUGGAAGUUAUGAUCAAGUUGGAUUGUUCGAAAUGGACGAAGUUUGUGCCAAAACCGGUGGAGUUAUCGUCAUGACCGAUUCUGUAAGUACAGCAAUCUUUCGACAAAGUUUUGCCAGGUUUUUUAAAAAGCAAGAGAUUAAUAAUGAAUGGCUUGAUAUGGGGUUUAAUUCAACAUUGGAGAUUAAAGUGUGUCAAGACUUGAAAAUUGAAGGAUUGAUUGGUAACGCACUGGCAUUACCAUUCAAUAAAAUGGUUGCUGCUAAUGAACGAAUGAUUAGUGAACGUGAAGUUGGACAAGGUAGAACCAAUAGUUGGAAAUCAUGUAGCGCUGAUCCACGAUCAACUUAUGCCAUAUAUUUUGAAAAGAUGGAUAACCUACACACAAACAAUGCUGCUACAUUUAUACAAUUUUUGUUUCAUUAUCAACAUCCUAGUGGUGAAUUGAGACUACGUGUUACGACCGUGCCUGUCAAUACCAUUCUAGAUUCGGAUAGUGCGCAAUUAGAAGCUGGAUUCGAUCAAGAAGCUGCUUUGGUCCUUGUUGCUCGUGAAGCAGUUCAAAAACUACAAACUGAUUUGCACAGGAAAUUUGUCAGUGGUACUGCUCUAAGCAAACAAUUGGACCAAGUGUUGAUUGAUUUUUGUACACGAUUUGCCGUGUAUCAAAUGGGCAAAAUGGAUUCAUUUAGAUUGUCAACCACUUAUUCCCUUUUUCCGCAAUUUAUGUUUCAUUUAAGACGAUCCCCAUUUAUCAAUGUUUUCAAUAGCUCCCCCGAUGAAACUAGUUUUGUGCGACAUGUGUUUAUGCAUGAGGAUUUGGCCAAUUCUUUACUUAUGAUUCAACCUACAUUGUUAUCAUAUGAUAUAAACAGUUGGGGAUCUUCAACUAUUGACGAAGAAACCAACGAGGAGGUCAUCAACGAACCAGAAUCAGUGCUCCUUGACUCAAUGAGUUUGGGGAAAUCCAAAAUCUUACUUCUUGAUACAUUUUUCCAAAUUUUGAUUCAUCAUGGUUCACAAAUUGCUCAAUGGAGGAAAGCAGGAUACCAUGAACAAGAAGAAUAUGCAUAUUUCAAAGAUUUUCUUGAAGCACCCAAAAGGGAAGCAAUGCUGUUAUUAGUUGAUCGAUUCCCCUUGCCUCGUUUUAUUGAUUGCGAUGAAGGUGGAUCACAAGCAAGAUUCUUGAUGGCAAAAUUGAAUCCAAGUACCAGUUAUGCGACUAAUGUCAAUCACUUUUAUGGAUGGGGUGAUCGCUCUGAUGUUUUCACUGAUGAUGUUAAUUUGCAACUGUUUAUGGAUCAUGUUCAACGAGUUGUUACAUCAAAGAAGUAG
Molecule: messenger RNA, 2448 nt
Organism: Lodderomyces parapsilosis
Lineage: Eukaryota; Fungi; Ascomycota; Pichiomycetes; Serinales; Debaryomycetaceae
Exons: 1
Coding region: 1-2448 (815 amino acids)
Biological process (GO): endoplasmic reticulum to Golgi vesicle-mediated transport; intracellular protein transport; COPII-coated vesicle cargo loading
Cellular component (GO): endoplasmic reticulum exit site; COPII vesicle coat
Molecular function (GO): GTPase activator activity; zinc ion binding
Source: RefSeq, a predicted model, not a curated record